Wallemia mellicola CBS 633.66 is the source of this 1939-nucleotide messenger RNA. Its product is annotated as 26S proteasome subunit P45. Gene Ontology annotation, molecular function: proteasome-activating activity; ATP hydrolysis activity; ATP binding. Gene Ontology annotation, cellular component: proteasome regulatory particle, base subcomplex. Gene Ontology annotation, biological process: proteasome-mediated ubiquitin-dependent protein catabolic process. The transcript is spliced from 5 exons. Lineage: Eukaryota; Fungi; Basidiomycota; Wallemiomycetes; Wallemiales; Wallemiaceae. The record is from RefSeq and is a predicted model, not a curated record. The coding region runs from base 35 to 1468 and encodes 477 amino acids.
GUAAUCGGUUUACUUCAAACACCCAAGAAAAAAUAUGCCACCAAAAGCAGACUGGGAGAAAUAUCAAGCAGAUCCUACCAAGAAGGAUGACGGUAAAAUAGAAGCCUUAGACGAUACAGAUAUUCAGAUAUUGAAAACAUACGGACAAGGUCCAUAUGCUAGACAGCUCAAGAAGGCAGAAACUGAUAUCAAGGAUGUACAGAAGCGUGUCAAUGAAAGAAUGGGAAUAAAAGAAUCUGAUACCGGUUUGGCACCACCAAAUUUAUGGGAUUUACCAGCUGACAGACAGCGUAUGGAGUCAGAACACCCAUUACAAGUAGCUAGAUGUACAAAGAUUAUCAAACCACAUGAAAUUGCUCAGCAACAGAGCGGAAGUGAGCAAAGUCAGCAAUCUCAACCAUCUAUUCCACUCACACAACGUAUGGCUCAAGCUGGACAAGGUGUUCUCGGCGCUGGUACUUCUGCUGAACAAGCCGGUGGUGAAGGUGACGACAAAUACGUUAUUGAUAUCAAGCAUGUCGCAAAGUUUGUUGUCGGAUUAGGUGAUAGGAUAGCACCAACUGACGUCGAGGAGGGUAUGCGUGUUGGUGUCGAUCGUCAAAAAUACCAAAUUCAAAUUCCUUUACCACCAAGAAUUGAUCCUACCGUCACAAUGAUGCAGGUCGAGGAGAAGCCAGAUAUCACUUACUCUGAUGUCGGUGGAUGCAAAGAACAGAUCGAGAAGUUGCGUGAAGUUGUUGAACUUCCAUUACUUAGCCCAGAAAGAUUUGAGAAAUUGGGUAUUGACCCACCAAAAGGUGUUCUUCUUUAUGGACCACCAGGUACUGGUAAGACAUUAUGUGCCAGAGCAGUAGCAAACAGAACAGACUCGACAUUCAUUAGAGUUAUUGGUUCAGAAUUAGUACAGAGAUACGUUGGUGAAGGUGCAAGAAUGGUUAGAGAACUUUUCGAAAUGGCAAGGAGUAAAAGAGCAUGUAUUAUCUUCUUUGAUGAAGUUGACGCUAUCGGUGGAGCUAGAUUUGAUGAUGGUGCAGGUGGUGACAAUGAAGUACAAAGAACUAUGUUGGAAUUAAUCAACCAACUUGAUGGUUUCGAUGCAAGAGGUAAUAUCAAAGUUUUGAUGGCAACAAAUAGACCUGAUACACUUGAUCCUGCUCUUCUUAGACCAGGUAGACUGGAUAGAAGAGUAGAGUUCAGUCUGCCUGAUAACCAAGGUAGAGCCCAUAUCUUAAAGAUUCACGCAAGAUCUAUGUCAUGUGAAAGGAAUAUUAGAUUCGAAUUAAUAGCGAGACUCUGUCCAAAUGCCACAGGUGCAGAACUCAGAUCAGUAGCGACAGAAGCAGGUAUGUUUGCAAUUAGAGCUAGACGCAAGGUCGCGAGUGAAAAGGACUUCUUGGAUAGUGUUGACAAGGUUAUCAGACAAGGUACCAAGUUCUCAUCUACAGGUCAAUAUAUGCAAUAUAACUAAGUGUAUAAAAAGACGGUUGAACGUAAUACAUUUGAUUUUUUAAUUGAUAUCCAAUCUAGAGAACUUUUUGCUUUGGGUAAGGGAGUUGAGGUCCGUUUUGUUGGAUGCACAUAGCACCAAGCUUGUGGCCAACUUCGACACAUUCUGGGAUUGGUGAUCCGAGGACGAAAGCAGCGACGAAACCUCCAGCGGUGGCGUCACCUGCACCAUUUGUGUCGACGAUUGCAUCCUUUGCAAGUGGUGUGACAGGGUAAGAAGUGACUGACUUGGUUCCAAUAGCAACAACAGUUUCUUGAGCACCUUGGGUGAUAACGACAAUUCUGUCCUUGCCUGAGUUGGUCUUUGGAAGGCUAGCGAUGUGUUGAGCGAUGUUCUUCAGCAAUACCAUGUGAUUGGGCGUAUGCUUCAGCUUCUGAUUCAUUACCGAAGACGAUGUCAGCGUAUGGGAUGAGUUGAUCGACUUGAUCCUUG